This is a messenger RNA of Chironomus riparius, 2035 nucleotides long. NCBI's taxonomy places the organism in Eukaryota, Metazoa, Arthropoda, Insecta, Diptera, Chironomidae. The record is from the annotation of a GenBank genome assembly.
AUGUCGAUUGCAACAAUCCUCCUAUCAUUUAUUGUAUCAUGCUUUGGAAUUAUUGCAAAUUGUUCAAUAAUCGUCUUAGUUAUAUUGACAAAACAAUUGAAUUCACCAAACCGAAUUUUGCUCCUACAUUUAAGCAUUGUAUGUUUAGCAUUAUCGAUCCUGUAUUUAUGGGCAUUAAUAAACAAUUCCAUUAUACCAUCAUACAUUCAACGAGUUGAUCUGGGGACACCGGAAUCGCUUGCUAUAACCACAAUCACGACGACUGCAAGUAGUAUGAGUCUUCAUAAUCAUUACAGUAAUGCAUUAUAUUCUAAUAGUUUUGACUAUACAACAACAACAACAUCAACAUCAACAUAUCGUUCGUCAUCAACCAGCGCUGCAACAAUAAUAAAAACCUCAUCAAUUUAUGAUUCCGUUUAUAGCUUUAAUGAUUUAUUAAUUCACUUAUUACAACCAAUCGGUCUAUGGACAAUAAGCUGUAUAAACUUUGAUAGAUAUUAUGCAAUUUGUUCACCGUUACAUUAUAACACGUUAUUUACAACAAAGAAGGUUACAAUAUUUUUAUGUAGCGGAUGGAUAAUAAUAAUCCUUACAAUAUUUCCUGUAUAUGUGAUGCUAAUGAUAUCGGGUGAGCGGAGUAUAAUGGGUGUAUAUUUUUUCAAACACAUGGACGUGCAAAAUGAAUGGAAUAGAAAUCUAGAUAGGGAUUAUUAUUGGUUUGAAGUACAAAUUCUACUGACAACAUUACUGACAAUAUUCUUGCCAAUAACGUUGAUUGUUGCCUGUAAUAUACGGAUACUAACGAUAGCCAACUAUCAACGUCAUCGGAUUGCAAGUGCAAUUUAUGAAUCAGUUUUAUCAGCACAAAUUGCCAUAACUCAUCAGAAGAAUCCAUUUCCUCCCAUACCGGGAUUAAUAAAUCAACCAUUUCCCCUAGCGAGCUUAUAUCCGCCAAAGCCAAACUCCUUAGAGAUGCAAAGGAAAAGUCAGAAAGCGACUCUUGUCGUUUUCGAGUUACUUGCUUCGAUUAUCAUACUUUACUGUCCAUACUACAUCUUCGUCAUUGUAUUCAGCUUUAUACGAAAGUCAAACAAUUCUUUUAUAUCGUCGGAGACAAAGCAACAAUAUGAAACAACGGAGACUGUCUUAAACAUAAUCAUCUAUCUCAUACAAUUCCUUAUGCUGUGUUCGCCGACGAUAAAUGCAAUGUUGUAUGGCUUCAAAAACAAAACAAUUCAAGAAAAUAUUUAUAAUAUAUGGCGUAAGCAGAAGACAAAGAUUGAAUUGCACUAUGAGAUACAGGCACGAACGCCAUCAACAUGUGGUUCACGUAAAGCAAGCCUAACUGAAGUAACAACAAACAUGCCUCAAAUGUUUCAGCCGCAGUUAAAAAGACAAUUAAGUGAGUUCUUCUUUGGCACUUCAUCAUCACUAACGUCACAUUUGAAUGAUGAUAAUACAGCAUUUUACUCUACGAAAAUUUAUCGUACUCCAUCUGACUCAUUAUUUAAUACGGCAAGUGCACGACGUAGUUCUCAUCAUGAAUUCUUAUCGCCACAUUUUGAUCCGCUUGGUAAAAUGCCAUUACAAACAUCAUCUGCCAAUUCGCCUUCAUCAAUGCAAGCAUCGUCGUCAACAGCAACUAAAAAUGGCCUUACACAUAGCACGAGUAAGAAUUUAUUGAGCAACUUUAAAAAACUUAUUGCUGGCGGCAGUAAAAUUGAGCUAACAGAUGAUGACCAAUCAUCAGCAGAUGGUGGCAUGCAUUUUCCGAAAAUAUUGAUUACAAAACAUAGUGAUAGCUUACUAACGACACAUUCAACAAGUCGACGAGAUUCAGACAUUCAACAGGUGGCAGUUGAAGAAGAAUUUGCAGCUGAACGUGAGCCAUUGCUUACAACACAAACAUACUCGUUAGAAAAUGUCAAUUCAAGCAUGUCGACAAACACGAGAAAGUUUCAGACACUUUAACUUUUCCUUAAAAUUCUCAGUUCCUGUUAUACAUUACUUUAAAUUUCAUUAAUGUUAAUUAAUU